AUGACGCAGUUCCAGCACGGACUCUUCGGUUGCUUCGACAACAUCGGUCUCUGCUUGAUCACCUACAUCGCCCCUUGCUACACCUUCGGUAAGAACGCAGAGGCCGUGGGCGACUCGUGUCUUAUAUGCGGCCUCAUCUUCUUCGUCCCUUUCGCCAACUUGUUAGCACUGCUGCAGGUUCGAGGGAAGAUCAGAGAUUCCAGAAGCAUAGACGGCAGCUGUGUUGGCGACUUGUGUGCCGUCCUCUUUUGUACCUUGUGUUCGCUUGUCCAGGAGGCUCAGGAGGUGCAAUCUCCAGGAGGGCAACACAUGGCCAGAUGUUAA
Messenger RNA from Candidula unifasciata, 324 nucleotides. The record is from the annotation of a GenBank genome assembly. NCBI's taxonomy places the organism in Eukaryota, Metazoa, Mollusca, Gastropoda, Stylommatophora, Geomitridae.